GAAACUCGGGCUCUCGAGUGGGCAAACGAGAAUCGAAAGAGAACGCCUUCUACUAAUUGGUUCGAUUAUUGGUAUCGUCUGUCGUCUGUCCGUUGAAUCUUCAAGAAACUGCAUUUUAUGCCAACAUUGUCUUCCAUCCUCGAAUCAUUACGCUAAUGGCUACCCCAUUUAUUGCUGGGCUUGCAGUAGCAGCUGCAGCCAUGGCUGGUAAAUAUGGAAUUCAAGCCUGGAAUUCUUUCAAGACAAGACCACCAAGGCCAAGAUCACGCAGAUUCUAUGAAGGUGGCUUCCAACCAACAAUGACAAGACGAGAAGCAGCUCUAAUUCUUGGUGUUAGAGAAGGUGCUGCAGCAGAGAAGGUGAGGGAAGCACAUAGAAGGGUAAUGGUUGCAAAUCAUCCUGAUGCAGGAGGCAGCCAUUACUUGGCUUCAAAAAUCAAUGAAGCCAAAGAUGUAAUGCUUGGAAAGACCAAAAACACUGGUUCUGCAUUCUGAUGAUUCUUUAUCACAAGCAACAUGCAUACAUGGUAAUAAAAAAAAAAAAAAAAAAAAAAAAAAAACUGUGUAUCGAGUCUUGUUGAUUACAGAAAAUUUUCUCCAUUGUUGUUUUGUUAUGUCUUUGGCUUGUGUUUGUUUGAAUAAUCAAGAAAUAGAGUUGAAGAAUGGAUAUCUUUCCUAGUC
Molecule: messenger RNA, 680 nt
Organism: Lactuca sativa (garden lettuce)
Lineage: Eukaryota; Viridiplantae; Streptophyta; Magnoliopsida; Asterales; Asteraceae
Product: Chaperone DnaJ-domain superfamily protein
Biological process (GO): protein import into mitochondrial matrix
Cellular component (GO): PAM complex, Tim23 associated import motor
Molecular function (GO): ATPase activator activity
Source: RefSeq, a predicted model, not a curated record